CACGUCACUGAAAGCCGAAGCGGGCGGUUCCGGGUGAAAGGCGGUAAGCGAUGGCGAUGGCGGCGGCGGAGACGGCGGCACUGGACGCCUUGAAGCGGGGCGGCCCGGCGGCGGCCGAGUCGCUCUUCGAAGCUCACACGGCGGCGGAACUGCGGGCGGCCGAGCGGCAGCUGCGCGCCGGCAUCGAGGGGAAGCGCGAGGAGCUGCGGCAGAUGGUGGGCGAGCGGUACCGGGACCUCAUCGAGGCAGCAGACACCAUCGCCGAGAUGCGACUCAGCGCCGAACGCCUCCUCGAGGCCGUCCGGGGACUGCAGCAGCGGCGCGCGCCAGGACGAGCCCAACCCGCCCCCUCCCCUCAUAACGGCGGCCGCGGCCCCGCCUUCCUGGCGCCAGAAGCAGGAGCGCAACAGAUAUCAUCCCAGGAAAAAUUCUAUUGCUUGGCAGCACAGACACAACUGUUACUUCAGAUCCCCGAGAAAGUCUGGAGUGCAAUGGAAUCUUCCCAGUACUUACAAGCCACACAGUUGUACCUGCUGUGCUGCCACCUGCAUGGCAUCUUGCAGUUAGAUUCAUCUGGCUCCCACUACAGCCCCAUCCUGGCCCGUUUCCCCAUCCUUGCACGUCAGGUGGCUGCAAGUAACCAUUUCCGGUCCACUAUUCUACAAGAGAGCAAGUCACUGUUGAAAUCCCGGACUGUUUUGGACCAAGCAGUAGCAGAGGCGUUAUGUUCAAUUAUGCUUCUGGAAGACAGCUCUCCACGCCAGGCUCUGGCAGACUUCCUGCUGGCCAGGAAGUCUGCAAUUCAGCAGCUUUUGAACCAGCCCCAUCACGAUGCAGGCAUAAAAGCACAAGUCUGCUCCUUGGUGGAACUGCUAGCCACCACUCUGUACCAAGCUCAUGCUCUUUUCUACACCCUGCCGGAGGGGGUGCCCUCAGACCCAUCCCUCCCUUCUGGCUUGCUCUACUUGGCGUUGGAGACCAUCACAAGCCAGCACCCAGCAGGUAAAGGCAUCACAGUUUUGAAAGAAGAAACCAAGUUGAGCACCUGGUCCAAAUACUUGCCUCCCUCCAUAACAGAAUUCCAGCCAACCCUCAGAACUCUGGCACAUCCCAUUAGCCAGGAGUACCUUAGAGACACACUGCAGAAAUGGAUCGACAUGUGCAAUGAAGAUAUCAAAAUUGGGAUUACAAGUUUGCUGGUGUAUGUGAAGAGCUUGAAAGGUCUGGCUGGGAUCCGUGAUGCAGUGUGGGAGCUGCUCACAAGUGAGUCCAUGAGCCAGAACUGGGAGACAGUGUGUUGCCGGCUCCUAGACAAGCCUAUUUCUUUCUGGGAAGACCUGUUACAACAGCUCUUCUUGGACAGAUUACAGAUUCUUAUCAAGGAAGGACUGGAUGAGAUUGCCACCAGUUCUGGGGAGCUUCUUAUGCUGGCUGUACAAGAGCUCGAAGCCAAGUUUGGCACCCCAACCCACAGCAAACACCUCCUGUUCGAACAGAACAUGGCCUCUUUCUUGUGGUCAGAGAACCCAAACGACUUGCCACCCGACGCGGCCUGGAUCACUGUGGCCAACCGCAGCCAGUUCGCCAAGAGCGGGUUGUCCAUGAAGGCUCAGGCUCACAGCCCUUGUGUCCAGAGCUUCUGCAGUGCCCUGGAUACCAAGCUGAAGGCCAAGCUGGAUGACCUUCUGUCCUACUUGCCCUCAGAUUCCUCUCUAUCCAAAGAGGUUCCAAAAAUGCAGCCCCGGAAUUCUGCCUUUGACAGAUACGCCGACACAGGCAUGGUGGAGGAGCUGUUGCGCAGCCACUGCAGCCGCUGCGUGGACUAUGUGCUAGGCAGCAUAAGGAAAGAGCUGCAUCAUGCUGAGGGCGUGCUUCGAGGGUGCCCGGAUGCCUUGCGCAGUCCUGCGCUAAACACUGUACUCUUCCUGGCACGGCUCUGCCGGUCACUGGGGGAGUUGUGCCCACACCUGAAGCACUGCAUUCUGGGUAAAUCGGGUAGUUCAGAGAACACGACAAGGGAGCUCUGGCCUCUGAAAAAGGUGGGCAAAGGUAAAAUUCAAGAAGUGAAUCCCAUGCAGGCUAAAUGGCAAGAGCUGAAUGAACGGUUGCUGCAGGACAGCCUCUCUGCCUAUCGAAUAUGGAGCUCUGUUGUUGCUGAAGUCCUGGUUCAGAAUUUCACACAGUCCUUACUGAAGGAUGAAGCUGGGUCCAUUUUAGCCACAGCUACCAACUGGGAGGAGAUUGAAAUUGAGGAGGAAUCUGAGAGCGGAAGCAGCAUUAAGUCCAAGAUAAGGCUGCCUGUCCAGCCAUCCUGGAGUGUCCAAGCUCUCCUCUUCAGCUUGUGCCAAGAAGUCAGUCGAGUUGGUGGUCAUACCCUUCCAAAGGUCAUCUUGCAAGAAUUACUGAAGACUUGUAUGACUAAAAUAUUAGCUGGCUAUGAAAAACUUUCAGAAGGGAAACGGAAAAAGAAAGAAGGGGUGUUGCCAAUCACCCAGAACAGAGCUUUACAACUCUUAUAUGAUCUUCGGUAUCUGAACAUAGUGCUAACAACAAAGAGUGAAGACGUGAAAAGCAGCAGAAACAAGCAAGAUUCCAGAAUUGAGAAACAGACAGACUUUCUGGAAAGCUACAUAGAUCCCUUUGACUUGGAUGUCUUCACUCCACACUUAAAUAGCAACCUUAACCGUCUGGUGCAGCGAACCUCUGUCUUAUUUGGCUUACUAAUUGGGGCAGAGAACCAGUACACCAGCCGAAGCAGUGCUCCGACUGCUCAAGAGUUACACAAUACCCUACCUCUAGCAUCUAGUCAGAUCAGGUUCGGGCUCUUGCCACUCAGCAUGUCAAGCUCUCAGAAGACUAAGUCAGUUUUGAGAAACUCUGGACACAAAGCUCAGAUUCCACCUCCAGCUCUUACCAGAGCAGAAGAGAUGUUCCAGCCUGGGUCCCUGUUCAGACAGCUUGCCUCGGAGGAAGAAGAUACAUCAGCACCAUCCUUGUUUAAGCUUGGCUGGCUCUCCAGCAUGACCAAGUGAUCUCAUAAAGUAUGAAUGACUGUGUUCUUGGCACUACAAUGUUCAAGGCUAAUGAUUGCUACUUUGCAAAUCCAGUCAAGCCUAAUCAAUUACUUGUAGACUCUGUGGCUUAGGCAAUUUGAAACUACUGCCGAGUGCUAUUCUUGGAAAGGCUGUAUGAACUUCCACACAAACCCAACCCAGAUUUUGUACAUAAGCAAAAUAAUGAUUCCUAUGUAGAUUGAUUACAGCAAAGAAAUAAAGCAGUUACGUUUCUGUUCUGA
This is a messenger RNA of Sphaerodactylus townsendi, 3295 nucleotides long. It is a transcript of the gene COG1, whose product is annotated as component of oligomeric golgi complex 1. The transcript is spliced from 14 exons. Gene Ontology annotation, cellular component: Golgi apparatus; COG complex. The coding region runs from base 51 to 3032 and encodes 993 amino acids. Gene Ontology annotation, biological process: intra-Golgi vesicle-mediated transport. The record is from RefSeq and is a predicted model, not a curated record. Lineage: Eukaryota; Metazoa; Chordata; Lepidosauria; Squamata; Sphaerodactylidae.